Messenger RNA from Mauremys reevesii (Reeves's turtle), 3707 nucleotides. It is a transcript of the gene CFAP99, whose product is annotated as cilia and flagella associated protein 99. The record is from RefSeq and is a predicted model, not a curated record. Lineage: Eukaryota; Metazoa; Chordata; Testudines; Geoemydidae. The coding region runs from base 591 to 2585 and encodes 664 amino acids. The transcript is spliced from 16 exons.
UGUGCGCUGCCUCUGGCCAGCGCUCUCUACUCUUGCACCAAUUGGAAGGCGGCCGCGAGGGGCCCCCUCCCCGCUCACCCCUCCUCCUCGGCUGCCCAUUUGCGGAACAUGGAUCCCCCACCCUAAGCAAGCUCAGAAGGGGAGGACUACAACUCCCAGCAUGCCACGCCCCGUAGCUCAAGGGGCCACUGAAAAUAAGAGUGGCGAGUUGUAUGCUGGUACUUGUAGUCUUGUCGCGGGACAAUAAUUAAUGCGUCCACUUAAUAUUAAGUAAAUUAUUAUUAUAGUCAACCCGUUUAAUUGGGUUUCAGGCAGUGUCUGGGGCUAAAAAAAUCCACCAGCUGGAGUCCCACUGACCACCAGUUGCUAGGCAACGGUAGGUAAACAUUCGCCGCCAUCGUGCUUUUAGCCUUGUAGUUUUUUACUCCUCCCUGGACCAUUCGAAUACACGAAUGAGGACGGCUGAGUCGACUACAAAUCCCAGAAGCCUCCGCGCCCCCACGCUGCGGGCAUUAUCUGUAGAGAACCAAGUAGUCUCCGCUGCAGGUGGACUGUGCUGAUUCUGCUGCGGCUCCCAUAGCGGACUCUGCAUGGUGAAGAUGGCCAGCCCAGAAAAACAUAUUGAAAUAGUGGUCCAGCAGCUUAACAAAUUUAAUCCUGAAAAUGAGAGCACAGAGCAUCUCUUGGAUGAGUCAGCUAAGGUUUUACAGACCCUUAAGGUGACAGAUGGAGCAUUUGUGUUGGAGACUCUAGCUGGAUGUAUUGAAUAUAAACCUUUAUUGGACAUAGUAGUCAAUGCAUUUUUUGUUCGGGAUGGGAAGCAUUGCCUGUUUUCUGAGCGCAAUCUCUAUGUGGUUAUUUGCUAUUUGGCCACUUUUCAACUGGAGGAGCUUGGUCUUCAGCAAUUCAGCAGAAUUAUCAAAUCUCUGGACAUUGCUAAAAUGCAUAAGUUUCUUAGAUUCUUCUUCAAUGUCUUGAAUUUGAGCACAUGGAUAAAAGAUGAAUGGAGUCAGAUAUAUGAUUCUUUUUAUGUAAAAGAGAACUGGAUCGAUCCAUUGCUAGGAUGGCAGCCAAAAAUAGAACAACUGAUCAAGCAACUUGCUGACAAAUUAGCUAAUCGUGUUACCACUGUAAAGACUUCGACGGUCACAAAGCCAAAGGAAUUUGAUUUGACCACUCCUAAGCCACGAGCCAUACCAGUACCUGAGCCAAUACCGUUACAGGAGAAGCAUCAACCUGUUCCUCAGAGCACCUACAAACCUCCAAAGGAAAAACAGCACCUGCAGGAAAUCAAGUAUAGAAAUCGCCGAAGAGCAGAGGAACUGCUGCUGGAAGCAAAUGUUAGCCAGUUCAGGUGUGCAACAGUAAAGUCUGAGAAAAAAGCCCCAAGAGGUUAUAUAUCAGGCAUUAUGAAGAAUAAAACGAAGUUCCAGGCUCAAAAGAUCCAGGGCAAUAUUGACAAUGUACCUAUUAAAUUAAAUGCAGCAGCGAUCUUAAGAGAAGGUGCCCUCUACCAGCGAAAAAUGGAACAAGAACUCAACAGACUUGAAAGUUUGCUACGAGGUGCACAUGACCCAUCUGAAUUCCUGGAAUGGCAAAAACAGAUGCGUGAAAAAGAUUUGGAACAACAGCUGGCUGAGAUAGAGUGUAGGAGGCUACAAGGGAAACUGAGUCACGAGGAGGCAGUUCUAGCACGUCAGAAUGUAAUUCAGGAAAACAAGAAGAAAGCUGAACUAAAGAGAGAAGAGACAGCAGAAUUGAUGCACCAGUAUGCAGAGAAACGUCUUCAGGAAGAGAAGGAAAUGAAAGAGUUGGUGGAGCAGGUAGUGGAAGGACAUAAAAAUGUGAAGCAAGCCCGAAUGAAGCUUCAGAAGUACAAACGACAAAUAGUUCAGGAAGUGUCUGAAGAGAGCCGAGAACUUCUUCGUCGAGCUCUGGAAGAAGAGGAGGAGAAGCUUAGGAAAAGAUAUGAAUUGAUUCAACAGAUAAGAGCUAUAGAAUCUCUGCCAUUCUUUAGGAACAAGUUUGUUGACUUAACCCAGACUGCUGGCUAUGGCUUCAGUGGUGAAAUGUCAAUAGUGGAACUGCGUGAACGUCUAGCUUUACUGAAGGAAGCACAGAAGAAGGCAGAGGAAGAGAAGAGAGACCAGAUAAUACAUGAAAAACAAGCCAAGGAACAACUUCUUCUAGACAAACUGGAGCAGAUUUCCCUGUUCAGAGCAGCACUUGGAAGAGCAGCUGCAUUAAAGCAGGAAGAGAAGAAAAUAAAGUCCCAGUUAACUGAAGGACCUGUGAAAGAUGAACGUGUUUUAGAUCUGCAGAAAAAGAUUACAGAGAAGACUAUGGAGCGUAAAAAGCAAGCUGAAAUCUUAAAGAUUACACGCCAGAAAGAUGGUGCAGGGCCAGGGAGAUCUUGGGAGUCAUAUGAAAACUCUCUGCAAGAGCCCCACUGGAAAGAGUUGGAGGAGAGUCGGGAACAACAGUUCAAGAUGCUUCAGAAUGGCUUAAUGUCCAGAGAAACAGCUCAGAAAAUGACUGCCUAUCAGGCUGCAAGAAUUGGAGCCACUUCUUGUAUAUUGAGAUAAUACGUAAAAUGAAAUGACUCGGGAAAAAAUCCAGACCUGGUGGAGAUGGGAGCACUUCCUACUGUGACUGCUAAUGCCAGGGUUGAAUUUAGCCCUCUUUCUCAUAUGUGUAGGCUGCAGAGUCAAAUUAUGGUUGGCAUAUCUGAAGCAGAAUUUGGUAACUUGUAUUUUAAAUGUGUGUUGAGACAUUUUUCCAUUUAGAAUUAAAACAUGUAAUAGAUUAAAUAUUUACUUUGAAAUUUGUUUGUGGUGACAAACUAACAGGUAAGAAUGUUGUAGAGAGGACUUUCAGUGUAUACCCUGCCAUUGUUAUAUGCUAUGCCAGUUGUUUGCUACGUUCAUUUUCUGAAAUAAAAAGUAAAAAUAUGUGAAACAAACAGAAUUUUUACUUCUGCAUUUAGCUCUUCACAGGAUGUGAUCAACCAGAGUUUAGAACAGGGAUCAAUGAUCUUACAAUAAGUACAGAAUGUGAUUACCUGCCCAUACCAGCAGUCAACCAGUUUCAACACUGGUUGUGGAGGAGCUAGGGAGGAAACCAGGUUUGCAUCCCAGGGCCCAAUACAGGAAAUUUCCAAGUGCAGUCAGGCUCUCUGCCUCCCUUGUAAAACUGAGAUGAUUAUAAUGACUUAGGCCCCAAUUCAGUAUGGUACUUAAGCAUGGGCCUGACUUUAAGCACAUAUUAGUCCCACUCAAGUGAAGUUGCUCAAGAAGCAAAUUCCCUUCAUCUCAAAGUGAUGAUAAGAGAAAGUAACAUUCCUUAUUCUCUUUAGAGAGCAGUUUUCAGAAGCAAUCAAAACUCUGUUAGUCACCUAAAAUUAAUUUGACAUCUAUGAUCAUUUCUAUGCUGUUUCCAUAAAUGAACCUUCAAGUCAUAAGGCUAUGUAGGCAUAAUGCCAGAGGGAAUGUAAAUCUCAAUUAAAAUCUGUGCAGCAGUGAGAAUAUGUAAUGUAUUUCUAUCUUAAAUUUGUGCCAGUUACAAGAUAUUUAAUUAUUGCCAUUGCAAAUAUUGAAAAUGAAUCAGAUUGUAUCUGACAUUAAAUACAGGGAGCUGCUUUUAAUGCUCAUACAGCAUUACAAUUCCUUCCUUUUACCAAAGGAAAUCUAAUGGGUUAAGGAAUUCUU